Molecule: messenger RNA, 1887 nt
Organism: Aspergillus calidoustus
Lineage: Eukaryota; Fungi; Ascomycota; Eurotiomycetes; Eurotiales; Aspergillaceae
Source: the annotation of a GenBank genome assembly
AUGCACCUCUCCAAUAUGGCAGACGACACAACACACUUCCAAUCCAUCCCCUGGGUCGCCGCCCACCUCCAAGACCAUGAGUUCGUGACAAUCCCGAUCCCCUCGCGCGUAUUCAAAUCUUCAACCGAGGACAGCUUCUUCUCGACAACAAUCAACAGUCCAUCCACAAUCUCCGCCUGCGUAACACAGUACCGAACACCACCACCGAACGCAAAGCCCUUUCGCCCAAAGGCAAUUCCGACAGAUGAACUCCGCACUUUCGUCACCCUCGGCUCAGAUCUCAACGGUUGGCCCGGCGUGUUACACGGCGGGAUGGUUGCGACGCUGCUCGACGAGUUUAUGGGCUUGAUUUUGAAUUUGCGCCUAGGAGGGGGGGAGCCGGGACAGGAAGGGCCGGUCACGGCGUUCUUGAAUACGAAGUUUGUGAGGCCGGUGCAGACGCCGGGAACGGUUGUUGUCGGGACGAGGAUCACGGAGGAAAAGGAGAUGAGAAAGUGGAAGAUUGAGGGAGAUAUUCGGGAUGGAGAGGGGAACUUAUUGGCCAAGAAAUCACUGGCAACAUACCUCAACUUAUUCUGGAAAUCAAAUAUUCAGCAACCACUUGGAGGUUUCGGUGCUUCUGGUGAUCUUCGCCUCAAGUGGCAGGAAGCUGAAGUCAAAAGAAGACCAUUCUGCAGGCAAGGGUGCGAUUCGUCUCCCAGUAGAGGAGAGGUAAAGUGUUCAGAAAAAUAUCGACCUCCCAUCCCCGCUCCGCCUGCUCAAACUAACUCAAUCUCUAACACACGCCACGAGAAAAAAAAAAAAAACACCAGCUCCAUCCUCACUGCCGCAUCCUCGAAUCUCUUGCCUCUCAUUAAAUCUUCGACUGAGAGCCAACAGAACACCAUGACAGGUCCCGCCCUCGAGAAUCUCCCUGCCGACGUCCUCCACUUGAUCCUUUGUGAGCUGCCAGACCGACAGAGCUUGGAGGCUGCCGUGCAAGCUUCGCCGGCACUUUACAGAGCCUACUCGGCGAAUCGUUACAGAAUCCUUCUCUCUGUCCUUCGAAACUACCAUGACGGGCUUGUAGUCGUGUCAGACGUGAUUGCUGCCGUUCGAUCUAGGCGACUAUGCGCUACAAAGGUCAGAAAUAGAAAGUUAAUACUCACCCUACUGGACCGUCGUCGACUAGAAUCUUACAAAAGCCCGGCGAAUGCGAAUGAGAUUGUCCAGCUGCUACUCCUCCAUGAGGUAGCUGUAUGGUUCGUCGAGCAACUCAAUAAUACUGACAUUACAAGACCCCGCUGGGUCCCAAGAGAAGUGCGGACGGAGCAACUACCAUUGAGGCUGUCAGAUGAUGAAAAGAGACGCGUUUUCCGAGGACUUUAUCGGCUUCAAAUAUGGAGUAAUCUCUUUCGACGAGCGAAAUACAAAAGCGAGUCUAAGGUCUCCUGGAAUCUGGCUCUCGAUCCCGAUGAGAUUUGGCGCCUUUUCAUUUUAUCGAUGCCUACCUGGGAGAUCGAUGAGAUGGGCUGCGUCUUCUCCACACUCAAGAAUAUGAUCCGACCUGGUUGGAACGCAAUGGUAGCGCUGAACUUACUCUUUCAGAGACCACCGGAUAGCGAGGAAUCGUAUAAAUCUGUAUCUUCAGAGGUGCUUUACGAUGAAGACGAAAAUGGCCUGUCAUCAGUCGUGAAUAAUGGCCCAGCGUUCGUUGCUGGGUUACUCAAACAGCAAAAUACACUGUCCGAAUCGAUGUAUGAUGCAUUCCAUACGGGAUCAAGCCACUUCGAGUCGUUCCUUGAGAACGUUCCCUGCAGAUAUCAUGUCAUACCCGACGACGACGAUGCGGCAGACUAUUACUUCAAGUGUCCUGCAACUCAGUACGACGCCAACUCACUCGAAUAA